This is a messenger RNA of Fomitiporia mediterranea MF3/22, 1129 nucleotides long. Its product is annotated as ribosomal protein L1. The transcript is spliced from 5 exons. NCBI's taxonomy places the organism in Eukaryota, Fungi, Basidiomycota, Agaricomycetes, Hymenochaetales, Hymenochaetaceae. The record is from RefSeq and is a predicted model, not a curated record. Gene Ontology annotation, molecular function: structural constituent of ribosome; RNA binding. The coding region runs from base 31 to 690 and encodes 219 amino acids. Gene Ontology annotation, cellular component: large ribosomal subunit. Gene Ontology annotation, biological process: translation.
CCGACCCUCUCCAGCGGUGAAGAAUUCAAAAUGAGCGGAAGCAAGCUCUCAGUGUCAAGUGUGCGGGGUUCCGUCAAGGAAAUGCUGGCUGAGGCCACAGGCGAGAAGAAGCGCAACUUCGUCGAGACUGUCGAACUCCAAAUUGGUUUGAAGAACUACGACCCGCAGCGCGACAAGCGUUUCUCAGGCACUGUCAAGCUCCCAGUCAUCCCCCGUCCCCGCAUGUCCGUCUGCAUUCUCGCAGACCAGAACGACAUUGAUCGUGCGAAGAAGAUUGAGCUGGACUAUAAGUCCGUUGAUGACUUGAAGAAGCUCAACAAGAACAAGAAGCUUGUCAAGAAACUCGCGAAGAAGUACGAUGCUUUCCUUGCGUCCGAAGCUCUUAUCAGAACUAUCCCUCGUCUCCUUGGUCCGGGUCUCUCGAAAGCUGGCAAAUUCCCGGCUCCUGUAUCCCACACUGAAGAUCUCGUGAGCAAAGUCAACGAAGUCAAGUCGACAAUCAAGUUCCAGCUCAAGAAGGUUCUCUGCUUGGGUGUUGCCAUUGGCCAUGUUCAGAUGACUGAGGACCAGAUCCUUGGGAACGUCAUGUUGGCUAUUAACUUCCUCGUAUCGCUGCUCAAGAAGAACUGGCAGAACGUCGGUUCGCUGCACAUCAAAACGACAAUGGGCAAACCGAUUCGUCUAUACUAGACAUGCCCACUCCUCCUAUAUGCUCUAACAUUAUGCAAUAUGGUCACGAGAUGCGUAUAUGGGAUGACGGUAUGAGAGACGAUGGGUUGGGACUACAUGAAAAACAGACGGCGAGGACAACGGGUCGAAUUCACGAAGCGCGGGCACACAAAUAAAGAGAAAGAAAGGGAAAUAAUGGAAGCGGAUUCUGUGUUGCGUUCCUUUUUGCACCACAUGAAGCCCCGCACGCUUGGACCAACGGCUCUAAAGAGGGAUGGAGUCGAUUGGGAGCUGGGGGAACGUAACUUGCUGAUUCGCUACUGUCCUUUUUCUUUUUUUUUUCUACCUUUUGCUUUUACUCCUGCUUUUGUGUUCUUCUACGCCUGUAUCCUUAGCCUAUCAAAUAUGGAAACAGUAUUAAAAAGAAUGCGCUUGUGCAUAAGUGAUGCGUAUUCUGUUC